GCUCUUCCAUCUAUUGUCGACUGCUUUGGCGUCUUAUAACAACAUGGCACCAGGAGCGCUACUAGUGACGGGCGAGAAUGGACGCACCGCUCCUCUCUACGACUCAGAUUCAUCGGCUCCUUCGGUACAAGCACCGCAAAUGAACGCUGAGUACCGAGGAUACGACCAUGUUGCCUGGUGGGUGGGCAAUGCCAAACAGGUCGCUCAAUACUACAUCACCCGCAUGGGCUUCCAACCGGUAGCAUACAAGGGCCUCGACACUGGAUCCCGUUUCAUAGCCAGCCAUGUGGUACAAAGCAACAAAGUCCGAUUUGUCUUCACAUCACCAGUCCGCUCCUCAAGCCGGCAGACGUUACGAGAAGCUCCUGAACACGACCAAAGACUCCUAGACGAGAUCUACGACCACCUCGACAAGCAUGGUGAUGGCGUCAAAGACGUCGCAUUCGAAGUCGACAACGUCCACCUAAUAUACCAAAACGCCAUCGCCAACGGCGCAUGCUCCAUCACACCACCUCAUAUCGACUCCUCAGACGAAGGCGAAGUCCUCUCAGCGUCAAUCAAGACAUACGGCGACACAACUCACACCUUCAUCCAACGCACAACUUACACAGGUCCUUUCCUCCCCGGCUACCGCGCCAUCACAACUCCCGACCCAAGCAACCAAUUCCUCCCCCCUAUCGACCUCGAAGCCAUAGACCACUGCGUCGGAAACCAAGACUGGGACGAAAUGGACUCAGCCUGCGAAUUCUACGAACGAUGUCUAGGUUUCCACCGUUUCUGGAGCGUCGACGACAAAGACAUCUGCACAGACUUCAGCGCUUUGAAAUCCGUCGUCAUGUCUUCCGGCAACGACGUCGUGAAAAUGCCCAUCAACGAGCCCGCACACGGAAAGAAAAAAUCUCAGAUCGAAGAGUACGUGGACUUCUACAAUGGGCCAGGAGUCCAACACAUCGCUCUACGAACUCGAGAUAUCAUAUCCGCCGUGAGCAAUUUGCGGGCUCGAGGUGUCGAGUUCAUCGGCGUGCCGGAUACGUAUUAUGAGAAUUUGAGGAUGCGGUUGAAGCAGAGUGGGACGAAGUUGAAUGAGAGUUUCGAGACGAUUCAGAAAUUGAAUAUUUUGAUGGAUUUCGAUGAGGGGGGGUAUUUGUUGCAGCUUUUCACGAAGCCGUUGAUGGAUCGGCCGACGGUGUUUAUUGAGAUUAUUCAGAGGAAUCAUUUUGAUGGGUUUGGAGCGGGGAAUUUUAGGAGCUUGUUUGAGGCGAUUGAGAGGGAGCAGGAGGCGAGGGGGAAUCUUUGAGAAUGGUACGUUUGCAUGUUUGGUGGCAUCGGGUUGACGUUGAAAGUCAUGAGUUUUCGGUCUUCGUGGUCCAUUGUCAACUCUGCAUUUUGUAUCGG
Messenger RNA from Pseudocercospora fijiensis CIRAD86, 1395 nucleotides. RefSeq lists its product as uncharacterized. Bases 44 to 1297 code for a protein of 417 amino acids. The record is from RefSeq and is a predicted model, not a curated record. The transcript has a single exon. Gene Ontology annotation, biological process: L-tyrosine catabolic process. Gene Ontology annotation, molecular function: 4-hydroxyphenylpyruvate dioxygenase activity. NCBI's taxonomy places the organism in Eukaryota, Fungi, Ascomycota, Dothideomycetes, Mycosphaerellales, Mycosphaerellaceae.